Molecule: messenger RNA, 3027 nt
Organism: Hemiscyllium ocellatum (epaulette shark)
Lineage: Eukaryota; Metazoa; Chordata; Chondrichthyes; Orectolobiformes; Hemiscylliidae
Product: protein FAM184B-like
Exons: 15
Coding region: 37-3027 (996 amino acids)
Source: RefSeq, a predicted model, not a curated record
GUGUGAAGUGCAGGAGCUGUCGCCCCACUAGGAGCGAUGGCGACUGGAGGGAGCAGCACUGAGCUGGGGAGCUACGGUGCCAAAUGCAAUGGUUCAAAAACAACUCUGCCUGACCCGGUCCAUCACUACAACUACGACCUGCACGUGAAAAUGAGCAAGAAAAUCGCCCAGUUAACGAAGGUCAUCUAUGCACUAAAUGCCAAAAGUGAUGAGCGUGAAGUUUCCCUACAAGCUGUUAAGGAAGCUCACCAGGAGGAGAUCCAGCACAUCAUCGCUGAAACACGAGGGAAGAUCUUGCAGUACAAAAGCAGAAUGGGAGAAGAGAUGGACUUGCGGCAUCAAAUUCAAACCCUUGAAGACAGCCUGCAGAAGCACAAGAAGUGCAAGGAAGAAGUGUUGGCGGACUUUGAGAUGUACAAGCAGCAGGUGGUCGAGCGGGAAAAGAAUAUGGAGAGGGAACAUACAGAAAAAAUAAUGGCAUUGUCCAAGGAGAUGCUUGACAUUAAGCAGGAAUUUGAGAGCAAUCUCCAACACUUCAUGGAUGUUCAACACCGAUUAGAACAAGAUAAACAAUCAGCAAUAACUGAGAUGGUGAAAGUAAACGAAGAGUCUGAAAACCUUCAAGAAAAAUGCAAAGCAUUAAAGGGCUGUUUUGAUGAAAAAAUAAAAUUAGAAGAAAAGCACAAAGUGGAAAUUCAAAAUUUGAAUCAAGAGUUAGAAAUCCUAAAACUUGAGAAAAAGAGGUUAACUACAGACUUUGAGAAAAAGGUGAAUAAGCUACAAGCCUCACACCAAAAGGAACUGGAAACUUUGAAAAAAGCAUUACAGCUCUCAGUGACCGAGACACUGAAACAAUGGCAAAUAGAACAAAAAAAGAAUCUUCAAGCUCAAGAAGCAGCCUUGCAACUCAAGUUGAAAAAAUUGGAGUGUGACAUGGAAGUCAAGUGUCAAAUGAUGAAUGAGUUUAAAAACCAAAGUCACAAAUUGCAGGAAUUGCUGAACAAUGCACAGGUCAGAAUUCAGGAUUUGGAAAAACAGCUUCAAAAGACAGAGAAGAAAUUGAUGACAUCCAAUCUAAAACUACAAAAGAUGGAAGAAGAAGCUGAACUCUUGAGGGAGAGACUAUUAGUGCAGGAAGCUGAAAUACUGCAUAAAACCGACAAGAACAAGGCGCUGACCCUAUCUGAACAUAAUGCUCAGGCAGAGGUGGAUGGCCUCAAGACCCAUCUGUCAGAGCUAAAGCUAAAGUUAGCAGUGGGCCAACUCCAGCAACAACAGAACACUGAGGCUGAACACAGCCAACAAUUGACACAGGUUAUUGAAAUUCUCUCUCGUGAGAAAGAAGAGCACUACAAAAGGCAUGAGGAGGAGCUGAAGAAACUGAAGCGAGUGGCUGAAGAGGAGAAACUUCGCCUCAAGGAGCAGCUGAUGAAAGGAUUGGAAGAGCUGGUAAAGAAACACACCACUGAAAUCAAGGCAGUCCAGACGUCAAUGGAACUAGAAAGAAAGCAACUGCAAAAGGAACUACAGAAUCAAUUAGAUGCAAUUAACGUCAAAGUCAAAAAUGAAAGACAACAAUUAGAAAAUGAAAAGGAGGAGCUUUAUAAUAAACUUCAGGAAUCUCUGCAGCAGAUUUCCAGGAUGGACAGCUUAAUGAAGCAAAACAAAAAUGACACAGAACAAGCUGACUCCUAUUCAACAAACAUGAAAGAGAGCCACGAGAAGUUACUGCAGGAUCAAGAACAGGCACUUAACCAGAUAACAGAACUGCAGGAGAAACUGAGAAAGCAGAAGGAACAGCAUGAAGCGUUGGUUUCAUCCUUACAAAAAGAACAAAAUAAAAUGAGAGAUCAACUAUCACAGCAGAUAGAGACAAAAUGGAAAGAAAAAGUACGAUUUGAGAAUGACAAACUACGGGAGCAGUUGAAACAAGAAUAUGCAAAUGACAAGCAGUCUGCUCUAGCUCACUUACAGCAGGAAAAAGAGAAUGAAAUGAAAAUCUUACAGGAAAAGUGGCAAAAUGUAACAGUGGCCCUUGAAAUUGAGCUCACAAACAUAAAGAAGAACUCAGAAAAACAAAUGGAGGCUUCCCAAGAUGCUCUCCAGUUGCUUCAGUCCCAGUUUGAUAAAGAAAAGGAAAUGCUCCUGGAAAAGCUUCAGUGCGUCACUGCAUUAAAUCAGGAUCUGAAAUCCCAGCUUCAGACCCUAAAGGAACAGAUGCUAAAAACUGAGGAAAAAUGUCAACAGCAUGAAAUAGCGGAGGGUAAUUACCAGAACCAGCUGAAAGCACUCGAAGAGGAUCUGUCAAAGUCCCAGAGUGAGACCUCCAAGCUGCAGAGAGAGAAGAUACUACUUCAGGAAGCACUUUCACGACUCGAGAAGGAGAUUGAGUCAAGCAAUCAGAAAACUGUCCAGCACAGAAGUGAAGAAGCGCAACAUCAGAAGUCACUGCAAGAAGAAUUUAAGGCUCAGCAUGAAAAAGAAAUCAACUUUCUGAAGCAAAACCACCUGAAAGAAAUUCAAGGCAUUGUGUCUGAUUUCAGCAGCUCCCAAACCCGUCUCCAAGCAAAGAUAGUUUCCUUGGAAACUGAAGUGAAAGAGAUGGAAGAAAAAUCAAAGAAGCAUGAAUCCAAACCAGAGGAUUUGCAUCGCAUUAGCACACUUCAAGAUAAGUUAUCUGAACGUGACCAGAUUAUCAAAAAGCUUCUGGAUGAAAGAAGAUUUCACCAAUUAGCCAUGGCAAACAGUGAAAGUAGCAUCAAUAGAAGUCUGUAUGCUGGAACCUUCACACCAACCUUGAAGAAGAAGAGAACAGAAGACUUGCCAGUCCGGGUGGUCAGUGUUCCCAACCUGAGUUCGUAUGAGAAAAGUUUUCUAAGCUCAGAAUCCAGUCCAAUCAAUAGGUUUCCUCUAAUGACUAAAUCUCCGAGCCUGGACCAAAGCCUCAGCAGCACGUCAAGGUUAUCGAAUCAGCCUUCACAAGUCCAGCCAUCUAAACCAGCCUCGAGGUAUUACUAUACUCAUUAA